AUGAAGAAUAGCCAUCUGCGAGCUGAGAUCAUACUUGAUCGUGCGGAUGAGACCUUCAUGCCGGGAGAUGUUGUUUGGGGAUCUGUAAAAAUAUUCGUUAUUCAGGAUAUCGAGGUUGCUGAAGCUUAUGUUUCAACCGAGGGAAGCACUUUUAUCGAACUACAACGUGCUGGUAUGGGCAGUGCUCAAGGUGUUGUGGUCACAACGGAGGAACGAAUCUUCUUAAAGACAGAGGAGAAAUUAAUAGGUAACAAAGAGCGACCUGCCAUGCUUAUCGGAAAGGGAAAAUCAGAAAUACUAGCAUUCAAACUGAAAAUUACACUUUGUGCGAAUCGGAUAUGCAGUCACCACGUUGACAACGAAGAACUCCGAGAAGAACAUCGGCUACUUCCUCCCUGUCUUUCAAUUGGUGGCCCUGAUACAGUGAAGACUCGAUAUCGUGUCAACUUUGUCAGUAAGGAAAGAUCUAUGCAUAGUUUGCAUAGUUCGUUCACCACACAGGCUGUCGCUCGCAAAUCGAUCGUUGUGCUUCCCACCCGGUCGACUCGACCAAUGCCUCUUUUCACAGGUCCACGGUCCAAACAAAAGGACCAAAGGGCUUUGUUUAGGACAUCAGUUUUAAGGGAAAUGCAAAUUUUAUCGCAUCAGCCAUCGGCGAUAGUUUUUGAUGCCCAAAAAGCAGGACCAUUUUCAACUGAGGCAAUAUCUGAGGACUUGGUAUUGAAAGUCACGUCGAAAAGCGAAGCAGACCUCAGUUCUUAUACGUGA
Penicillium verrucosum is the source of this 768-nucleotide messenger RNA. RefSeq lists its product as uncharacterized. The transcript is spliced from 2 exons. Lineage: Eukaryota; Fungi; Ascomycota; Eurotiomycetes; Eurotiales; Aspergillaceae. The coding region runs from base 1 to 768 and encodes 255 amino acids. The record is from RefSeq and is a predicted model, not a curated record.